Messenger RNA from Caenorhabditis auriculariae, 4752 nucleotides. NCBI's taxonomy places the organism in Eukaryota, Metazoa, Nematoda, Chromadorea, Rhabditida, Rhabditidae. The record is from the annotation of a GenBank genome assembly.
AUGACAGCGUCAGACGAUGAAGAUUUUUCUCAGUUACAAUCAGAUCAGAACAGAAAACAGAGGAAGGCAGGAGGAUGGCAAUCUCUUGGUAAGAAGUUCGUCUUUUUUAUUCUCAAAUUCUUCGUUUUGUUCCAGGACUCGAUCACACUGUUUUCAAAGCCAUCGAGAAAAAAGGAUUCAAGCAACCGACUCCCAUUCAAGUUUGUUUUUUCAAUUUUUUUUUUCGACUACACGUUUGGACUUCUAGUUCGCCAAAGGCGGUUGUUCGUUAUAGCUUUUAAAGAUCUUGUUCACCGCCUAGUCGAUUACAUCAGACUAAAACAACAAAAUGAAUGAUUUGAUUUGAUUUGAUUGAUUAUUUUGAAGAAAAAGAAGUUUCAGAGGAAGACAAUCCCGUGUAUAUUAGACGGGAAAGACGUGGUGGCGAUGUCGCGAACGGGAAGUGGAAAGACUGCGGCAUUCGUGAUCCCCAUGAUACAGCGACUGAAGCGCCGUGACACUAAAGGAAUUCGCGGAUUGCUGGUCUCGCCAACUCGAGAGCUCGCUCUUCAAACCUUCAAAGUCGUCAAAGAGGUUUUUCUUGUCAUUUUUGAGCUUUCAGAAAGUAGUUCAACGCAGCAUCAAUCUUUCAGAAUCGUAUUCAUAACCUAAGCAAAUUUUAUAGAUGCUAAUCAUCUUGUUCAGCUCGGUCGAUUCACGGGACUGCGAUGCGCUAUUUUGGUUGGCGGUGACGCGAUAGAAGACCAAUUCUCUACCAUUCAUGAAAACCCGGACAUGUAAUUAAUGAUUCCGUUCGAAAAAUCGGUUCGAUUUCAGUCUGAUAGCAACUCCCGGCCGUUUGCUCCACGUCAUCGUCGAAAUGAAUCUGCGGCUUUCAUUUGUCCAAUACGUCGUUUUCGACGAAGCUGAUCGACUUUUUGAAAUGGGUUUCCAAGACCAACUCACAGUGAGUUUUUCAUCCCGCAUAUAUAAAAUGGAAAAUAGAGUUGUAUGAUCUUUUCUGACGAAUUUGAAAACCUCAGAAAGCUAUAUGUGAAAAAACCAGUGUUUCAAAAACUCGAAUAAAAUUUUGCAGCAUGAAAACAGUUUCAAAGUUAGUGGAAACCAGUCAUGUGUUUUUUAUUAGAGUUUAGUCUAUUUUAAUGAAUAAUUUUUUUGAAUAAAAUGUCUGUAUCUUUUAAAAAAACUUCAUCAUAUCUUCAAAAAGAAGAUCUGCUUCAGGAAACACUGAAAAGGAUUCCGGAGAGCAGACAAACGCUUCUUUUCUCGGCAACUCUCCCCAAAAUGCUGGUCGAUUUCGCAAAAGCCGGCCUGACCGACCCGACUUUAGGUAUUCAUCAGUUCCAUAGUGUUUUCUCACCGAAUUCCAUUUUCAGUGCGGUUAGAUGUCGAUGAAAAAGUGAGUGAGCAGUUAUCCAUGAUUUUUUGCACGUGUCGACCUGACGAAAAACUCGCCAUCCUUUUGCAACUUUGCAGGUUAAUUUCGCUCGCCUUUUUUUCUAAACUUGUUUCAAUCAAGCGCUAAAAAAAUUUUUCAAAAUAGUAAAAUUUAGCAUAAUGAAAAACAAUUAAAAUGCAAGUAAACUCCAAUUGUUACAUCAAAGUUGAAGAAUUACAUCGAAAUAUUUGUUUAAAAUUAACAGUGACUUGAAAAAAAUUUAUGUAUAGAUUCAAAAACCUUUCUUGACUAUUUGAGCGAAGAAAGUUUCGAAAUUCUUCAGUCAGUUUAUUUAUAGUAGUCAUUAUUUUUAAUAAAAAAAGAGCGUCGAGCAGUGACUACUACAAAUAUUCACUGUUGGAAGCUAAUUAUUCCGUAUUUGCAUGAUUUAUUGUUUUUUUUACCAUGAAAACUGAAAUUUUUCAUUAAAAAAGUUUAACGUUUAAAGAUCUAACGUUUUAAUUUUAUCGGUGAGGAUCUUCUGCAAUCUUCAUUUAUUUUCAGCGAGCAGAUCAUUUUUUUCUAUUUUUUUAGCCAAUCGGCUUUAGUUUUUUUAUAUCUAUCUUUUGAAAAAAACUGCCUUUGAUUAAUUUUCACUUCAUGUGCAAAUUGAAUAUUGAAAUAAUAGUUUAAGAUAAAUUCCAGGCGAAUGGACGUCGAAAAGAAACAAACCGUCGUUUUCUGCGCAACAAUGAAACAUGUAGAAUACGUGGUGGGAAUCCUCAAUCGGGCCGGAAUCGACUGUUCUUUCGUCUACAGUCAACUCGACGCGACCGCUAGGAAAAUGAACAUCGCAAAGUUUGCACUUUCUCAGAAAUCAAUUUAUUUAUAUGAAAAUGUUUCUUUCAGAUUCCACCAGAAGGAAAACAACAUUCUUGUCGUGACUGACGUCGCCGCUCGAGGUGUCGAUAUCCCUCUUCUUGACACAGUGAGCCUUUUUCCAGGUUUUUAUACAUAAUAAACCAUGGAAGCUUUUGAUUUUAUUAGAAUUCGCGGUGAAAAUAAUAUAAAAAAGAAGUUUUGAAAAGUUUGAUGAAACUGAGAUGAUUUUUUCUUCGAAAUUCCAUAAGUAUCUUUUAGUCGGGUCUGUGAGCACAUAAUCGAAAUACAGAUAAUGGAUUUUCAAGGUGAUCAACCUGCAUUUUCCCCCGAAAGCCAAGCUUUUCGUGCACAGAGUGGGACGAGUAGCACGUGCCGGCCGCUGCGGAACCGCCAUUUCCCUCGUCGCCAACGACGAAUUGCCUUAUUUGGCCGAUCUUUUCCUCUUCCUUGGCAAACCGAUGCGGUUUGCCGUAGACUCAGAUCAACACCAAGGUAUUUUACCCACUCAGAUUUCAACCGAAACAACCUGUUUUAGAUAGUUUGACUCUGAUUGGACGUGUUCCAGAAAAUAUGGUCGCCUUGGAAACGGAGUUUUUCAGACAUGUGCACGAUAAUAACGAAGAAAUGGUUUUAUAGCCUCAAUCAUAUUUUAAUUGAUUAUCUUUUCCAGCUCGAUUUGAAACAAAAAGCGACAAACGCGAUGAUGAAGUACACGAGAACCCGACCUCCUCCAUCAGCAGAAUCUGCGAGACGCGUCAAGCAGGAGAUCCGGUAACCGGUCGAGAUUCCUUCUGAAUUUGCCUUUUUUCUAGGCCAAAGUCUCUGGAAUGCGCUCCUCAUCCAUUUUUGAGAAGCGAAGACGACAAACAGAGUAGUGACAUUCUCAACCAGAUUUCCAACUACAAAAGUCACUCGGUUCCUUUUUUAUCUUGUCUCAGUUUCAACUUAUUCGGUUGUUCAGACAAUCUUCGAAGUGAAUGUGGGGACAAAGUCGCAAGCGGCCCUGGUUAUGAAAGAGAAACGGAAAGCGCACGAGAAUCACAUAAAAACGACGGCGGAAAAGAAGGUUUCCGACGCGGCAGCCGCCUCUGAACAGCUGGAGACGAGCAGCGCCAAGUCUGGGCUUCAAGUCGCCGACGACGAAGAAUUGGUUCGUACGGCAUUCUAGUCAUAGGGUUACUGCAAAAAUCGAGGAGUGUACGAGUGAACCCCUAGAAAUUUCCUUUCUGAGAUUUCUUUCAAUGUGAGUCAUCUCGCUUUCCUACUUUUUCAAGAGUAUUACUACUAGCUUUUAACCUCAAAUAAAAGAAAAUCCUGUCUCGAAGUCGUUUUUUUGAAAAUGAUGCUUUUCUAUGCCGGCUAGAUUUUCUUUUCAGUGGAACGGCUUUAAUUGCGUAGCCUGAUUUUCAGCUACCCGCUCCAUUUUGUUGAAAAGACAUCCAAAACUCUAGGAUGAGAUGACAAGAAUUUUGUCAGUGAGAAAUUUCAGGAAGACGUUUUCACAAACGUGAUUGGAGCAACCAAAGCGACGGUAACAUCGGAAGAGAAUCCCAGGAAAAGAAAGGCUUCAAAUGGGAAACGAAUAGACAGAAGCGAGCAGAUGCGUCUUGAAAAAGUUUGGAUGAAAGGAGAAUCUGAAGUCUCAUCGAUGGGUGCAGGAGCGACAUUACAUCGCCUAUUCCGCCGCGGACUACAACUCCGAGAAACAGCUGGCUCUGGAGAAGGUGGACUUUGGACGGCAGGCUGAAGGCGUCUCCGUCGACAUCAUCGCCGACGACGACCGCGGAAUGUACAAGCAGACGCACGCAAAAAGAUGGUUUUGCCCUGUUUUCUUCCCUCUUAAAAUGGGGUUUUUUCAGGGACCGAAAGCUGAAGAAGUAUGUCGGUCCCUCUGGCGACGACUCUUCGAAGAAGAAAAUUCGGACAGAAGACGGAACUUGGCUGCCGGCCUCCUACAAAACAGGUCGCUAUAAGGAGUGGAAGCAGAAACAGAAGAUCGGCUUUGGAAAUGUUUGUUUUUUUUUUUCAAAUUAGUAUAAUCACCAUCCACCUGAGCUUUUAUUCAAAUCGUUGAACUGAGCCCCUAAUUCCUCUUGCUCAGUAGCAGUUUUUAUUAACGUCCCUAUCCAUUAUAUUAAAAUUUUCUUAUCGAGUUGCUUUAGGAAAACGCUGAGGACUCUGAAAUGAAGGAAAAGUCGAACCGUUCGUCCAACAGGAAGCGAAAAUGGGCACAGGCCGGUGGCAAAUCUUCUGGUCCCAAACAUUCUGAAAUCAAGAAGCCUGAACAGAUUCUGAAGGUGCCAUCAAAUUUUUUUUUUCCCAUGUUCAGUUUUUAUUAGGAGCGACAAAAGAAGGAUCGUCUCCAAGAUUACAUGACGCAUCGAAGAACGGAGAAUCUGAAGAAAAAGGCCGCAUCUUUGAAGAAAACUGGAGGGAAAACCGCUGGAAAAGCUGGAGGGAAAUUCCAGAAGAAGGGCAGAGGAAAACGCUGA